Molecule: messenger RNA, 522 nt
Organism: Linnemannia hyalina
Lineage: Eukaryota; Fungi; Mortierellomycota; Mortierellomycetes; Mortierellales; Mortierellaceae
Source: the annotation of a GenBank genome assembly
AUGUUGCAGCUGCUGCUGUCUGGCAUAGUCCACUUCAACAAAAGACAUGUUGGAUUCUCGGAGCAGGAGAUCAAGACGAUAACGGCCAAUGUUCUGGAGAUGUUUUACAGUCAGGAGAUGAAGGAAGAGGAUAUUCAGCGGGCUCAGGAUGCAGUCCUUCUUCGGGCGAGCUGGGUGCAGAAAUGGAAAAGGCUCCUGGUGAAGGAGAAGGUCGCGGCGCAGAGAGAGAAUCGUGAUCCAGUGGAGGCGAUUGACACAGAGCCAGUUGUGGAGGCGAUAUUUUCGUCGUAUGCAGAGUGCAAGGACAAGAAGAUCACACCGAUUCUCUUUAUUGCGCUGCAUGUAUUCCGUCAAAACAACAGUUGGGCUACACUUGUGUCCGAAUCGGAUUGCCUGAUGGGAGUGGUUGGUCCCAUCUUGAAGGAAGUCAUGGCCGUCCAGCACGAGAUCAAGUUCACAUGUGCUAAUGCAUGCACGUCAGUGGGCAAAACUAUGAAGGCGCAGCUUCAGCAGGAUGGAUAA